This is a messenger RNA of Anolis carolinensis (green anole), 30594 nucleotides long. It is a transcript of the gene fem1c, whose product is annotated as fem-1 homolog C. The record is from RefSeq and is a predicted model, not a curated record. The transcript is spliced from 3 exons. Gene Ontology annotation, molecular function: protein binding. NCBI's taxonomy places the organism in Eukaryota, Metazoa, Chordata, Lepidosauria, Squamata, Anolidae. Bases 408 to 2261 code for a protein of 617 amino acids.
GCCUAGCUUGCCCUUCGCCAUAGCCGCCGAGCCCCGCCCCUUUCCCCUCUCCUUCCCUCCCCAUUGGGCCGGAGGAAGAAGAGGACCCAAGAGGAGAACGCGAAGGCGGGAGGUAGCAGGUUCGGUUGCGCCGAGUUCCGCGUCCGUUCGGCGACUGGUGAGGAGGAGCGCCUGUCAUGGAGGAGCUGCGCUGGCAGCGGGGCGCGGCGCCUGUAGCCGCUCCGAGAACGACCCCACCGUCGUCUCCGCUGAGAGAAGGAAACUGAGUCGAAUAUUUGCUUUGAGAAGUCACGUGGUAAAAAUUCAUGCUGUACACAGAGAUUGCAGAGACUGGCUUCAAGUGUGGUUCCACUUACUCUGCUACUUGUGAUUCUGAAGAAGAAAUAUAAGUGAGAGGAAAAGACUAAAUGGAUCUAAAGACAGCGGUAUUUAACGCAGCUCGUGAUGGCAAGCUGCGGCUGCUCACCAAAUUGCUGGCAAAUAAAAGUAAAGAAGAGGUGGCCUUGCUGAUGUCAGAAAAAACUAAUGGAGCCACACCUCUUCUCAUGGCAGCUCGCUACGGGCACCUCGACAUGGUAGAACAUCUACUCGAACACUGCAGUGCUUCAAUAGAAGUUGGUGGCUCUGUUAAUUUUGAUGGUGAGACUAUUGAAGGUGCCCCACCAUUAUGGGCAGCAUCAGCGGCUGGCCAUUUGAAGGUGGUCCAGUCUCUGUUAAAUCAUGGCGCAUCUGUCAACAACACAACUUUGACAAACUCAACACCUCUUAGAGCUGCCUGUUUCGAUGGCCACCUAGAUAUUGUGAAGUAUCUUGUGGAGCAUAAAGCUGACUUGGAAGUAUCAAACCGCCAUGGGCAUACAUGCCUUAUGAUAUCUUGUUAUAAAGGACAUAAAGAAAUUGCGGAAUAUUUGCUUGAGAAAGGAGCUGAUGUAAACAGAAAAAGUGUCAAAGGAAACACGGCAUUGCAUGACUGUGCAGAAUCUGGUAGUCUGGACAUUAUGAAGAUGCUUCUCAAAUACUGUGCAAAGAUGGAAAAAGAUGGUUAUGGAAUGACUCCUCUUCUUUCUGCAAGUGUUACAGGGCACACGAACAUUGUUGACUUCUUGACCCAACAUGUGGAGACAAGCAAAGCAGAACGCAUCAAUGCACUGGAACUUCUAGGAGCCACAUUUGUGGACAAAAAGAGAGAUUUGCUUGGUGCUCUGAAAUACUGGAAAAGAGCCAUGGAUAUGAGGUACAGUGAUAGGACUAACAUCCUCAGCAAGCCUGUGCCUCAAGCUUUAAUAAUGGCUUACGAUUAUGCCAAGGAAGUGAACAGUACUGAAGAGUUGGAAAACCUAAUUGCAGACCCUGAUGAGAUGAGAAUGCAGGCAUUGUUAAUUAGAGAACGUAUUCUUGGCCCUUCUCAUCCAGAUACAUCUUACUAUAUUCGGUACCGAGGAGCUGUCUAUGCAGACUCUGGCAACUUCAAACGGUGCAUCAAUCUGUGGAAGUAUGCUCUGGACAUGCAGCAGAACAAUUUGGACCCCCUGAGCCCUAUGACUGCAAGCAGCCUCUUGUCAUUUGCUGAACUCUUCUCCUUCAUGCUGCAAGACAGGGCAAAAGGCUUAUUGGGUACAACUGUUACCUUUGAUGACCUUAUGGGUAUACUGUGCAAAAGUGUUCUUGAAAUAGAACGUGCCAUCAAACAUACUCAAUGUCCACCUGACCAAAUACAGCUCCACAAAGCCCUUUCCAUCAUCUUGCAUUUAAUUUGCUUGCUGGAAAAAGUUCCUUGUAGUCCUGAACAAGAUCAUUUUAAGAAGCAGACUAUAUAUCGGUUUCUUAAGCUACAUCCUAAGGGAAAAAAUAACUUUAGCCCACUCCACCUUGCUGUCGACAAGAACACCACAUGUGUUGGGCGUUAUCCAGUUUGCAAAUUUCCUUCCUUGCAAGUUACUGCUACGUUAGUGGAAUGUGGUGCUGAUGUCAAUGCUAGAGACUCAGAUGACAACAGCCCUUUACACAUAUCUGCACUGAACAACCAUCCUGAUAUCAUGAAUCUUCUUAUCAAAUCAGGUUCGCAUUUUGAUGCCACAAACUUGCAUAAACAAACUGCUAUCGAUUUGCUGGAUGAGAAGGAAAUGGCAAAGAAUCUGAUUCAGCCCAUCAACCAUACUACACUGCAGUGUCUUGCUGCCCGUGUCAUUGUUAAUCAUUGCAUACAUUACCAAGGGCACAUCCCAGAAAAACUUGAGAACUUUGUUUUACUGCAUAGAUGAUAGUAGGCUCUUCUUCACUGUGGGAGCAUGUGUUAGGAACUUUCACUGUUGCUUUCUCAAGCACUGUUGUGAUAUGCCAGCGAUACACCAUCAUUCAUUCCGCUUGGUCCAUCCUGCUCAUUAGCUAAAGCAUCAUUAAGAAUCAGAUCUGCAGAACCGGUCGCCUAGUAUUUAAAACAAACACCAUAUAAUAUAUUUUGUGGAUUACUUAGAAAUGUAAGGUUAUAUUUGGACUCACUAAAAUUGUCUGCCAAAGGCUCGUCUACUCUGGUUUAGUUUGCCUGUUGGUUGUUUGGGACUGAAUUGAAUAAUUUUCGUGGUAUUGUCUUAUUCUUACUGGUGUGUGAAUUUUAUAUAGUUGAGAAGUCAUCUUUUUGUUCUUGCUUGAGCGUUUCUACUUUUUUUCUAAUUGGUUCAUUGCUGAACUAUACAAGUUGUAUGGACUUGUUAACAUUUGCAAUUACCAUAAGUGCUUUUAUCUUCUCUAUGCACUGGCUUGAACAUGACUGUUUGUGUGUUGGCAUAUUCCUAUGCAUCAGUUGGUCAUUUUAGCUUUGAUACUGUUCUCUUGCAGUUUUUUUUUAGUUCUCUCUCUCUUUCUCGAGAGAGAGAGGGGGGGCCUCUCUCUCAAAUACACCUUUUACAGCAUGACAGUUUUUGAAGACUUCAGUCAGCUGUCCAGCCUCAUUUGACUUUUUACCCCGAGCUGUUUCUGCGGUUGCAUUCUAUUGAUUUUUUUAGAGAUGUGUGCUGAAUUUGGGAGUAAAAUGUGUUCUUGUUGGCAAACCCACUUUAAAUUAAGUCUAAAAGUUAUUUUAAUAUUUCUUGCUGCAAGUGGAGAAAGGCAAUGAGCAACCUUAUUCCCCUCUGCACUCAUGUCUUGCUUGAGCUGAUUGUGUGACUAGACAUAGAGGUGUUUUUUUCCUCAAAUUUAACCUGAAACUUAAUCAUAUGACUCAAUGAGAAGAACUAGAUCAAACAUAGUCUUGAAAUUACAACUCAAGAUUCUUAGCUACGAAAGAAACUAAAGCAUGUUGGCAUGAUGCUUGUCAGUCCAGAUCUAGCUAUCAGCUAGUAUAAUUAAUUAUAUGGUUGUAAUCAGAACCCCUCUGUGGGGGUUUCAGAAGUUUAGUAGUGUCCCCUCUCCUUCAUUUUAAAAUAACUCUUACACAUAAUUUGCAUGCAUUCUAUUCUCCUAAGACCUUUCAGCCAUAUUAUGGAAACAUCAAGAGGCCAUGUGAAAUAUAUAGCCUCUACUGAAAGCUAUCUAUUUUUAUAAUAUUUGCGCAACAGCUUAGCUAUUGCAGCAGAAAGGGCUUUUUAGACUUGAUAAGGAAACCAUAAGUGAAGACUACAAUUGCGAUUAAGAUUCAGGUAACUAAUUCAGCACUUUAUUGUUGACUCAUAAUGGAAUUUACUAUGGCAUAUUAGACCUGCAAAUGUCUUAAAAUAAAAUGGUUCUCAAGAAAAAAAAAUCCUUCAUUUUCUUCUUGGAGUGGAAUACAGUAUAUGUUCCAGUCUAGCUUUCUGGAUGUUCUGAAUUGCCCCUGACUUGGUAUCUUAUUUGGUUUAUAAUAUCUAAUGCCUUUUCAGUUUGGAAAUGCAAUGCAUAGAUUACUAUGAAUAUUGACAAUGUAGGACAAAUUUACAAUGAAAUUGAUGCCUCAAGUCUGGUGUGACUAGUUCAAGGUUAUAUUUUUUGAAAGAUAUGUUAAUUUGAGUAUGUCCACAUCCUCAUAGUUUAUAUACAUUAGUAAUCACAUCACGGCCUUGUUGGUAUCAUCUGAUUGACACAGCUCAGUCAUAAUUUAUCCCAUAGAUUAGUGUUACAAAUUAUGAGAAUCUGUUGAGAGUCUUGGGCUCCUGCUUUUUUCCUUCCUGUUCUCCCUUUUAAGUAAGAAGAUGUGAGCUUUCAAUUUUACUCCCUUAGAUGGUAAGAGAAGAUGGAAUAGAACAUGAAUCCAUUCAACAGACAGUUGCUCAUUUUCUUAAGGCUAAAUCAUGCUUAAGGCUUACAUCUUAACAAGGUCAAUAUCUGUUGUCCGUUAAACACAAAAAUAUUACAAUGAGAAGGAAAAAAAGCAAACUUUUUUGUACAUUGUAUAAUUUUCACAAGUGAAAAUAUAAAUUAUUUCAUAUCCAUAAAAAUAUCUGGUUCAUUUUUUCUCAAACACAAUUGCAUGAAUAUAUGCCCAAGAUUCAUUUUAGAUGGUCAUUUUCACAGUAGUUAAAGCUCAUACUAUUUGAAGACUAAAAGCAUAAAUACACUGAAGAACAUGCUGUUAUUUUUCAUAUCCCUCUCCCAUGCUUACCUGUUUUGCAAGUAGAUACUUCUGAUAACAGAAAGGGCAAAUUCAACCUACUUUAACCAAAAAUAGAGCAUAUGAGAAAAGGGAGACUCUAGAACAUGGUGUCAUCUCUGAUGUUUUAUUUUACUCUGUGACAUUGGAAGGCUUCUGGAAAAUGGAGCACCCCAUGGAUUCGUUUGAUUUCAUGUGUUUAACAAAUAUAAUUUCUGCUGAUAAGUAAAAAAUUAUAAGGAUUGAUCCAGUUAUUCUAACUAGAGUAGACCCACUGAAUAAGUGGAACUUUUUAAUUCAACGCAAGUGCAAGUCCUCCUGAUUUAACUCUUAGUAUUCUAUGAAAAACAUAAGCACAAUUAAUUACUCCUCACUUACAUAGCUUCUUCAUUCUUACCAAUAUUACCUAGACUUCUAAAAUUUAUUUUUAAAAUGGAUGCAUUACAUUUCAGACUUGGAGAUUUCCAAACUUAGAAGGAAAAAUUUGGCUUUCUUGUACUCCUUGUUAUCACACUAAAACCCUCAAGGUAUUUUGAGUGAUCACUUCUGCUGCUCGCUUCUUAGUUUCCUUAUAAACACUCUGAGCAUUCAGUUGCUGCUAUUGUUCCUUACUUGGGAAUCUGGCAUAUCUCUUAAACGUAUGGUACCUGUUUAAAGUGAAAAACAGAAAUGUGUAUUGUUAUUCUCCACUUUGACUUUUGAGUAAAUUACUUCGAUUCAUCAUUUUAUCUGUUCUCCAUUAUUAUAGGAAUGUUUACUAUUUUUGGCAGCAGUAGAAAAAUGUCUGUGCUCUAAAUAGUGACCUGCAAACAUGUGGCCUUAUUUGGUAUAACCAAACACAGUGUAUGUCUGGUUGAUAUUGUCUGGAAGCAAAAAGCCUGAGAGUAGAACUAUAAUAAUAAUAAUAAUAAUAAUAAUAAUAAUAAUAAUAAUAAUACAACAAUUUGUUUUAUAUUCUGUCCCAUCUCCCCGAAUGGAUUCAGGGUGGUGAACACUUUAAAAUACACCACAUUGCCAACCAUCUUUUAACAAGGUUUUUUUUUUUUUGCUCUAGUGGCUUCUAUGUACAUUUAAGGCUGAAUCCAAAUACUGAAAUUAGAACCCUAACCAAUGAUUUAAAAGCAAAAUUCUGUGUCAUAACAGCGAACAAAGAUAUAUUAAGAGACUGUAAGUGGCUUCAGAGUACAGUUAACAACCCUCUAGGAGCCCUUUUACAAACUAAUUUGUUUUUCCUACACUUCAUUCCUCUUGUGCCCAAUUCUCUCAAUACAUGGUGCACAGAACUUGAUAUUCUGAAAUUUUUCUGUCGCACAAUGUCAAAUUGCAAGUCCUUUGAAGCAUGCAGAAUCAUUCUUGCAAUCCUCUAGACUCAAGAAUGUGUUGUUGCAGAAAUUGAAAGGUUUUGUGCAGAAUGCCAACAUUCCCGACAACAGUAAAUAUUGGUUGACCUCAUAAAAAGUGAAGCUGGAACUAUAGAAUUUAUAGUGCAAUAGCAGUGCUGUAAAAUGGUACAAAUAAAUGGAAACAAAUAUCAAUUUGCUAGAAACAUGCCUCAGAUGUCUGUAUAUUAGUCAUGGUCCAGCCUGACUAGCCAUUUCAUAGUUUUAGAGAUCCCUGGUAUUUUCUACAUCUAACUAGUAACUGCUAGUGUAUCAUCCCUGUUCUGAAAAGAUCAAUGGAAUGAAGAUGCUCUUCAAAAACAGGUGCAGCUUAUCUGAUUUUCUGGGGACCCUAAAAGUUCGCUCUGGUAGAAUUAUAAAUAAUAUAUGUGUGUUUGUGUGAUGUUUCAAUAUAGGGUUUGUUAUAGGGCUCUGAUUUAAUGUGAUUCUUGAAAGAAGCAGAGCACAUGAGCACUGAAAUUGCAGACUUCUAAAUUAAGGGCAGUGGAUGGGAUGUUUCCGUAUUUGUGGGACAUGGCUUUGCAAAGAUGCCUGCUAAUAAGUAUUUAAUUGUUUUUUUCCUUUCUACCAGUAGUGAUCUAAUACCAAAAAUGUAAAGAACAAAAUGAAGGCUAUUAUUAUUUCUGUUUAUCAGUUUGAUUAUUAACAUCAAACAAGGCUAUGGAUAUGUUUGUGAGGUUAACUUGUUAAAACUCAGAUGAGUUUAUAUGUAUAUAUAAUUAAAACACUCAGGGCUCUACAUAUGUGCACUAAAGCAUUCAGAUAUUGCACAAAGAAAAGACAUGUUGCAAAGUGAAUUAAUGUUAUAAUUUUGCUUCUGCUUUCAGUUUGUGAGACAAAUGUGUAAACUAUUGAACAUUUCAUCUUCAUUCUUGCUUGUAAGCUGUCUCUCUAGCUAUAAACAUAAUCCUCAAGGUGUUGAACGGAACUUGUUACCUUGUGUAUAGUGUGAUUUCAGAUAUCUGUAAUAUACUAUAGGUGGUGGCACUAGAAGUUGGGUGGGUGUUGACACCUGCAACAAGAUUGGUGAUAUUUGUGGAACGAAGUAUCACACAGUACAACACAUAUGUUAAAGCACAGUGAUGUGUGAGACAAACACUGAUGUCUCUGGCUUCACAAAACAGCUCUUCAUCUCCACAGUGAAAAUGUUGUGGAUUAGUUGCCCAUUUAGCGUGCUGCCUCAAACACAUUGGAGCACCAUCUAGAUGACAUGCCAUUUCUUUCUUUUCAGGAUAUUUCUCCUCUUCCUAAAGGUGAGAAAGUACUGACUCCUCCUGUACUUUUUUGUGUGGUUUCCCCAUCAGCCUUGAGAUUUAGUAAGACCCACAUUGAUACUCACUGAGGUAUUUUCUGAAAGAUUCAGAUAAAAGUGAAAUGAAUAGCAUCAUAUCUUCUUGUAGAAAAUAUGUUAAAAUUUAUCUGAACUUAAUAAACUGGAUAAAUAUAUAGAGAACAAUGCCCAGUAACCUCUAUUAAUCCAAAGUAGCUUAACAGAUUUUUUCUUGUUCACACAAAAUUUUACUGCUAAUAGUCCUUUUCAAGCUUAACCCAGUAUACUAUGCUUUCCUCUUCUCAGAUAAUUCGAAAUCCCCAAGGUAAUUUUACAUGGUCACUUUCUUUGGGAAAAGAUAGCCCAAAGAUAAUUUUUUAAAAAAAUCUGUAGAACUAGUGGGAAAAAAUGCUAGACCUUUUUUAUCGUGUGGGCUGCCACUGAAGCUGCUGUAGAUGUACAAAUACUGCCUUUGGCUGGGUUGUUGUAUGUUUUCCGGGCUGUAUGGCCAUGUUCCAGAAGUAUUCUCUCCUGAUGUUUCACCCACAUCUAUGGCAGGCAUCCUCAGAGGUUGUGAGGAAAUUUGCCUUUGACUAUUUCUCCUAAGUUAAUCUCUAUGAUAGUUACUACCCCAUAGAUAUUUGGAAUGUAUUAAAUUAACUAUCUAGCAGUUGAGUUCCAUACACCUAUUAUUCCUUAGUUAUGUCCAGUGCAGAAGCAGCCAAAUGUCUGUUUCAUAGUCCAAAUUAAUAUGAAGAUUUAAUGGACGAGUCACCAAACUACAACUCCCCACCUUUACAUCUUUUAAUCAGGUUACUCAUAUUUACCUUGAUUUUCCAAGUUGUCUACAGUCGCUAUAAAAUGCUUUUGGCAGCUCCUCAAAUCUUCAGUUCAUUUCAACAUUUGUCUUCUCUAAUUUCAUGACAUUUGACCUUGAUGUAUCGGUGCAUCCUGGAUUAGAUUGUUUAUUGCAAUACAUGAAGUGUGCGGCUAUAAUUGUUACAAUGUGUGAUCGUGCUGAAAGUGGAAAGAAAGUCUACUCUGUUUCCUUAAAAGGUUGGUAUUAUUGAUUUAUUGGACUUGUUUUUUAUUUUCUUCAAAAUGUUGUGUAAUAAUUACAGUUUGUAGAACCCCCAAGAAGUGUAGUCUCAAGGCAUUGACUUGGAACUGUGAUUUGCUUAUUCAGAUGUGCCUGAAAUCAUUUUCUGAGCUAACCUUUAAAAUGGUUCCCAGGUCUAGAACCUAUUGGGCACUCCCUCAUCAAAAUCCAGCUUUGUGAGAAGGCAUGACUGUCUAAUACUCAACUUCCACUGUUGGUAAACCUAAGUACAUGUAAUUGAAAUGAUAACAUAUUUUUCUAGUUUACUCCUUAUUCACAGUUGACUUGUGUGUUCUUCCUAUGUCAAAUUCUACAUUAUAAACUAGAGUUAGCAACAAUAUGAUCUGUAAGUGGUAUGCACCACCAUCAUGAAUUAGUGGUGUGUGAUGCACACUGUUUUCUCAGUCCUGUAACAGCAAUGUGAGUGUCCUUGCCUGGCUAGAUAGCAUGGAAGAAUACCACAAACUUCAGACAGUCUGAGACCAGAUCAAGGGGUGUCUCACCUGGCUCUGAUAUCAGGCUGAAAGUGAUAUAGGAAAGUGGUUAUAGUUCAGAGCACUCCGCAGCUGCUCCUGGCCUUACUUUGGACGAACAGAACAGUUAAAAGUGGAGUGAUCAUAGGAGACUUGAAAGAUGUGGAGUCAAGUCUCCCAAAAGACAAAAAAUUCAGUAUAUCAGGGAAGGACAAAGGAUAUGCAUACUUGGCUCCUGCUCAUGUGCACUGUCCAAGUGUGAAGCAAUGAAAGUGGGAAGAUGAGCUGAAGAACAGCUCGAAUCACAUUGGUAGCUAUGGGUCUUCUUGAAACUCAAAUCAAAUGGGCCAGUAAAUGUAUCUGUCCUAUCACAUCUUGGGCAGAUUCCAUGCUAGCAUCAUAUUUCAGGGCUCCCUUGGAAUUCUAGAUGUCAAGGAAAGCUUAAUUUAAUGCUACUUGUUGUGUAACAUGUAGAACCUGCAAUGCUGUCUGCAUUUCCCCAUCUGCUCUUGUGAACUGGAUUUGGAAAUCUUUUCGACCUCAGUUUGUCCCAAGCCUGGGCUAUCUGCUAGUGACAAGGAAAGGAAAGGAGCUUGAAUAAUCUAUGGGGAGCCCUUGUACUGAUGCCAGUAAUACAGCUUGGUAUCAUUCCACUCUCUCUGGACAGCUGCCUUCCUCAGAGUCCUCUGAGCAAAAGUACCUCUGUCAUGAGGUCCAGAACCCUUCUGCCUUUGGCACAUAACAGAGUGAGAAGCUGAAAUAUCAUAUAUCAAACUGGGCUUUGCUCCCAAAUCUAUACAAGGAUCUCUCACUUUGACAGUUUCCUGCAUGAAUUCCUUGGCUAGCUCACGCUUGCUGCCUUCAAGCUAUUUCAGCCUCCUUCCUAAGCAGGAGUCUCUCCAUUUGCUCAGCCUAAUUUCCCUUCAGUAUUUUUAAAAUGUCCAUCUCUGUUCUUAGGCUCACUGCAAAAUGCAAUUGUUGCUUUAGCUAAGCCAUGGGUCAAGGUCCCCUGGCUUACAAGUCUGAGAAGCUGUUCUCAGCAUGACCAAUGCGAGGGGAUUCUGACAAUUCUAGACCAAAAUAUCUGGUGGACCAGUUUUCUCACUCCUGUAGUAUUAAUGCAGUUUGACACCACUUUACUAUGGGUCAAUGCUAUGGAAUCAUGGGAAUUGUAAUUUUAGAAAUCUUUUGGCCUUUUCUCCGAAUAGUAUUAGUGCUUCACCAAACUGCAACUGCCAUGAUUUCAUAGCACUGAGCAUUAGAGGUUAAAGUGUCAAAUUGCACUAUGUACCAAAAUCUCAGUGUGGGAUGGACAAUGGGAUGGAAGCGAUGGGGUCAAUUUCCCCCAAUCAUCUGUGCUCCAGGCAAACCCAGAGAUUUUUAAGGAUGCUGGGCGUUCUGAUGGGCUUUUUUCUAUUUGAGAUUAGGGAUGUUUUGAUAAAUUUCUGUGAGCUCUUGAGGGGAAAAUUUGGUUGAAAAUCACACUGAAACAAGGGGGGAUUGGGGGAUUGAGGAAAUAGGCUUCAGAAGCCACAAAAGUGGGAUACAGGAACUGCACUAUGUCCAUCUCUUAGGACCUUGGAAAGUUCUGUAUGCAGUUAUCUUUGCCCUUUCUAGAGAUGGCUACGAGAUUGGAUGUAAGUGCUUGCUCUCCAGUUUGCCCAUUCUCAGCCUUUUGGUCACAAGAUACUUUUAUUGGCAAUUAGCUAUGAAGUUUAUGAAUAGCAAAAGCACUGUUUUCUUAAUAGUCAUCUCAGCCAAUUCUUUUUUCACCCAAUCUAGUUUUUUCGUGGGGCUGCCCUUGAUCCUUCUCUAUUUUGUUUCAAAAUUCUACUUUUUGUACAUGUGUGUGUGUUUUUAAAGUAUGAAUAGAGGCUUGAACAUUUUAUGCAAACAUAUGGUAAUUAGCAAAAUCUAUAAGGAAUAUAUCAUUGGCUGAAAUAAAUGCUCUGCUGUAUUCACAUCUGGAGAAAGAUUUUGUCUUUUCUCUGACAUUUCUCAGCUGCCUCAGACCAGCUUAUUUGAGAAGACAAGGCCAUCUGGACGUUAAUUGAAAUGUGAUUCCAGUUAACUUUAAUGUAGUUUGAGAUGCAGACAAUUGUGGCUGUGUUGUAUGACUUCCUCCUAAACGUACAGCCAUAACUAGAUAAAGGGUAACCGGGGGCCUAUCACUUCAGGACUCAUGUCAGACAUUCACAUGACAGGUGCUUGCAAAACCCAGUUCCUGUGAGCAAAGAAUACACCCUGAAUAAUCAGUGACCACAUCUGUUUUGAUUACCGGUUGCCUAGUUACUGGCCUUAUAACUUUCAUACCGGGACACACAAUCACAGGCAUAGUUGUGUAGUUGUGUUUCUGUAUUGGAACAGUUUGCAUCUAUAUACUAACAAUGAAGGAGAGCUUAGAAAAUGUUGUGUGUCAGAAUCGUAAAUCAACAGCUACCCAAUCAGUAAAAAAAACAAAAACCCUUUUCUUGUUGUUUAUGAGGCUGUGAGUGAAUAUUAACUGCAGUUUGACAUCACUUUUAAUUGACAUGGCUCUAUGCGAUGGAAUCAUGGGAGAUGUAGUUUUACUAGAUUUGUCUCUUUCUCUGCCAAAAGGUACUGGUGCCUCAUGAAACUAAAACUUCCAUAAUUCCAUUGCAUGGAGCCAUGGCAGUUUAAGUGGAAUUAAAUUGUAUUAAUUCUACAUUGUCAAUGCAACCUUUGAUACUGUUGCUUCUUAGGUGGAAGUGACCAUGUUCCCCUGGAGUUUGUGAUACAGAGGAAGGGGAAAACUAAGAAAAGUCAGACAUGCAUUCUCGACUUUAGGAGAGCUGAUUUCAGGAAAUUUAGGGAAAUCCUAAGGGUGAUCCCAUUGGCCAGAAUACUAAAAGAGAAGGGAGUUAAUAAUGGAUGGGAGUUUAUUAAAAGUGAGGUACUGAAGGCACAAUUACAAAUAGUGCCAGCAAGGAGAAAAAACAUUAGAGAAGUGUAAAGACACCAGGAUGAAUGUCCAAAGAACUUUCAGCUGAGCUAAGAUUUAAAAGAGACAUGCACAAGAAAUGGAAAAGGGAGAAAUAACCAAAGAAGAAUUCAAAUGGAUAACCAAUGCAUGUAGGGAAAAGGUUUGUAAGGCCAAGGUGCAAAAUGAGCUCAGGCUUGCCAAAGAGAUUAAAAACAAUAAAAGGGGUUCUUUGGUUUUGUCAGUGGAAAAAGGAAGAUCAAGGAAACAGUAAGGCCUCAGCAUGGAGAAGGUGGUGAAAUGCUGAUGGGAUUGAGAAAAAGAAUUACUUAGCACUUUUGCCUCAGUCUUCUCACAAAAGAAAAUCAAUGUUCAACCUGAGCAAUAUGGAGUGGACAAGGCAAUAGGAGAGAUGCUACCCAAAAUAGGUAAAGAAGUAGUCAAGGAAUACUCUAAAUAAAUUCAAGUAUCUAGUGCCAGAUGAACUACAUCCAAGAGUAUAGAAAGAACAAGCAGAAGUAAUUUCAGAAGCACUGGCAACAAUAUUUGAGAAUUCUUAGAGAACAGGAGAACUCCCAGCAGACCAGAGGAGGGCAAAUGUUGUCCCUAUCUUCAAGAAGGGAAAAAAGAGGACCCAGUCAGCCUGACAGCAAUACCAGGAAAUAUUCUGGAGCAGAUCAUUAACGAGGCAAUCUGUAAUCACGUAGAAAAGAAAUGCUGUGAUUAAUUAAAAUCAGCAUAGAUUUAUCAAAAACAGGUCAUGCCAGACUAAUCUUAUCUCUUUUUUAAAUAGAGUUGGUAGAUGCAGGGAAUGCUGUGGAUGUGACAUAUAUUGAUUUCAGUAAGGCCUUUGACAAAGUCCCCUGUGAUCAUCUUGCAAACAGACCUGUCAAAUGUGGGCUAGACAAUACUACUGUUAGGUGAAUUUGUAAGUGGAGCUCACUAAUGGUUCCUCUUAAUCCUAGAAAGAAGUGACUGGCUAGUGGGGUGCCACAGGGUUCUGUCCUAGGCCCAGUGCUGUUCAACAUCUUUAUUAAUGAUUUAGAUGAAGUUCUAGAGGGCAUAAGUAUAAAGUUUGCAGAUGACACCAAAUUAGGAGAGAUAGCUAAUACUCCAGAAGACAGGAUCAGAUUUUGAGAGCUGAGCUAAAACUAACAAAAUGACUUUCAACAAGGAGAAAUGUAGGAUACUUCAUACCUUAUGAGGAGGGUCUUAAAGAGCUAGGCAUGUUUAGCCUGCAGAAGAGAAGGUUGAGAGGAGACAUGAUAGUCAUGUGAAAGGUUGCCAAAAGGAAGACGAAGCAGGAUUGUUUUCUGCUGCCCUGGAAACUAGGACUCAGACUAAUGGAUUCAAAUUGCAGGAAAGGCGAUUCCACCUAAGCAUUAGGAACAACUUCCUGACUGUAAGAGCUGUUCAACAGUGGAACUCUCUGCAUCAAAGUGUGGUGUUUAAAAGCCUUCCUUGGAGGCUUUUAAACAGAGGCUAGAUAGUCAUCUGUCAGGGGUACUUUGAUUAUGCUUUUCCUGCAUAGUAGGGUUUGGAUUAGUUUCUUCCAAUUCUAUGAUUCUUCUCUUUGAAUGCAAUUUAAGUAACUCUUAAAUUGUUCUCUGUGUAUGCAGCAGAGCCAGCAUGGCGUAGUGGUUUGGUUGUUGGACUAGGAUCAGGGUUCAAGUCCCCCUUGGGCAUGGAAACCCUCUAGGUGACUUUGGGCAGGUCACAUUCUCUCAGCCUCAGAGGAAGGCAAUGGCAAAUCCCAUUGAACAAAUGCUUACAAGAAACGCUGGUGAUAAGUUAGCCUUAGAGUCACCAUAAAUUGGGAAUGACUUGAAAGCACACAAAAACAAAUGUGCUAAUUAAAGGAGACAGUCCAUUGCUAAGUGGUAGACUAUAUGCUCUGCUGGAAAAAGGUUGAGGUUCAGCAGAUGAACAUGGAAAGAACCCUCAUGUUGUUGAGGUUCCUCCUUGGGAAGUUGUGUAACAUGCCUGCAGACUUGGUAUAAGGCAAAUUUCUAUAUAAGGUAUUUUCCCGGCCACAAGUCUUCUGUUCAGGGCCACCAUCUCUAUGUACUGUUCCUUUCUUCAUACAAACUCAACUCAGAAUCACCUUUGUUUUGGAAGAAAGGAAAUUUUCAUGUCUUUCAAUGUGUGGCAGCAACACACAUUGCUUCUUUUAAUAGAUGGUUUGUUUGUUCUUGUUAUGUGCCUUCAAGUCAGUUCCGAGUCAUGGCAAUCUUAUAGUAACCCUAGCAUUGGGUUUUCAGGGGCUGAAAAUGUCUGACUCACUCAAGGAUUUCUUCAAAUUGUUUGUAGUCCUCCAGAGCUUGGAAAAACAGAUUAGAAUGAAGCAGACCCUCCACUGAUCCCUGAUCCAUCAGGUAAAACCCAAGUGCAGGAAUGGAUAUGCUCAAUUGGUCAAAGGAAAGCUUUGCCAGGCUUUUGGCAUCUUUGGAAUUCCUGUAGAGUAGUGGGAGCUUGCCAGAAAAAGUAGGAGUUCAUUGGGGAUGGAUCCACUGCCAAAGGGAUGACAAAAAAGGAGGGUCUUCCCUUUUGAGAAAUCACUUCAGGGGGAACACAAAGACAAGGACUUGUUAUCCUGCUCGAAAGAAGGAAGAUGGCUGCAUUCUGUUAAUUUGCACUUAACCAUUAUAACAUCAUCAUCAGUAGGUAUACAGCUAGUCUAUCAUAAGCAAGGAUGGAUUCUCAAAAAAAGAUGGGGAGGUACUCGAUCUGAAGCAGCAGUCAUUAUAGUUGUACAGGGCGGAGGGAGACAUAGGAAGGAAAAAUAAUUACACUUUAAUCAGAGUAGGGUGUUAGCUGUCCUUGAUUCAAACAGAACCGUGGGUUAAAACUCGUGCUGGUGAAUGCCAGGUCAGUGAAUGAGAAGACUUGAUCUUGGAUAAGCACGCCAAUCUGGCAUGUAUCACAGAGACCUGGCUGGGUGAAGCAGGGAUCUCUCUCAUUUGUUCACCAGCAUUAUUUCCCGUUCAACAGCAGGGGACACUCGGGAGAAGGGGAGUCUCCUUUACUGAGAUAGUUUUGUGUGUGUGUGUGUGUGUGUGUGUGUGUGUGUGUGUGUAUGAGAGAGAGUGAGUGAGUGAGUCUAUCUGUCUGGGGUUUGAGUUUGGAUUGGAGUUGGAGUUCCCCCGCCUUGAGACUGCCCUGUCAGGGAUGUCUCAUGACGUCAUGUCUGCUAUGGGACUGUCCCAAGUGGUAUCUGGCCCUACUCAUAUUGCUUAAGCACACUUUGGACCUUUUUUUCUGUCGUGGUUUGGAUGAAUGUGACUUAAAAGUGAAAUAAAUGUAUAGUUCUGUUAUCAUGGACAGAUAAUCAUGGGCUUUCUGGGACUCAGAAUCACUGCAGGGGUGAGAGACCAUGAACAUUGUCAGUCUGGGAAUGAUUUGUAUUUGGGUUCUUUUUGUUAGUAUUUGCAAACCUGGAUAAAAAUUUAAAUUAUGUUUUGAUGGGGCGAGCAAGAGGGUGGAAUCCAGAAUGUGUUGACACCAAUUAAUUUUUGUGCGGUUGACUCAAAAUGGAUUAGGCACAGUUAGGUUUACAUAUUCAGAACCUCCUUCUGUGUCCAGUGAUUACAGCUUCUGUCCUUGGGUUUCUUAGCAAUAAAAUCUAUUCUUCAGAGAAACAGAAAACUAUAGCUGUGCAAGUUAGCUUGCUGCCAAGUAAAAAGGCAAAAACAAUUUGUCAGAAAAUUCUGUCGUGUCUGAGUCAGAAAAUCAUUUAAACUAGAAGCUGUAGAGAACUCCACAAGGGUUCAAGCCCUAUUAAUAGAAAAUUGGUACAGUCAUGCAGCUCAGUCAAUAAUUUAGUGUUGUGAGCUGAGGUGGAGAGGACUUCACUGUUUAAAGUAAUCAGUUUCUUGAAGAUUAGCGAAGCAAGUGUUGUGUGAUUUCAAUCCACUCUUUUCCCAACACUCUUUUCCCAACAGACCACACCUGGAAUACUGUGUCCAAUUUUGGGCACCACAGUUGAAGGGAGAUGUUGACAAGCUGGAAAGCGUCCAGAGGAGGGCGACUAAAAUGAUUAAGGGUCUGGAGAACAAGCCCUAUGAGGAGCGGCUUAAAGAGCUGGGCAUGUUUAGCCUGCAGAAGAGAAGGCUGAGAGGAGACAUGAUAGCCAUGUACAAAUAUGUGAAGGGAAGUCAUAGGGAAGAGGGAGCAAGCUUGUUUUCUGCUGCCCUGCAGACUAGGACACGGAACAAUGGCUUCAAACUACAGGAAAGGAGAUUCCACCUGAACAUCAGGAAGAACUUCCUCACUGUGAGAGCUGUUCGACAGUGGAACUCUCUCCCCGGGGCCGUGGUGGAGGCUCCUUCCUUGGAGGCUUUUAAGCAGAGGCUGGAUGGCCAUCUGUCGGGGGUGCUUUGAAUGCGAUUUCCUGCUUCUUAGCAGGGGGUUGGACUAGAUGGCCCAUGUGGUUUCUUCCAACUCUACUAUUCUAUGAUUCUAUGAUUCUAUGAAAGAGUCACAAUGUCUCCUUGAAUUUCAAUUUCCCAGAGACCUAAAUAAGGCUGCAAGGUCAGUGGUAUGGGAAUAGAAGGACAAAGUUUCAACUUGUAUUUCCAAAAUGAGUUGCUGUCAAACUCCAUUGUCACAGAUACCAUUUCCAGUAUAUAGAUUUUCCUGUGGUGUAUCUAACUUAAUUUUUGUUAUAUAUAAAUUAUAUAAAGUAUUACUGCUGUGGCAAUAGUUCAUCUGCUUUGUAGAGAUUACAUCUCGUGUAUACUAAUUACUUUUCCACUGAGCUUCAUGCUGUACAAAUCUUUAUAUGCCCAUAAGAGGACAUACCUCUAUUUGAAAAUGCCCUCUACUGAUGAACUGUGGGAUUCAAGUCUGGUUUAAGGUAGAGGUUUUGUUUAUUCUUUCAGUUGCUUCCGACUCUUCGUGACCUUAUGGACCAGCCCACGCCAGAGCUCCCUGUUGGCCGUUGCCAACCCCAGCUCUUUCAAGGUUAAGCCAGUCACUUCAAGGAUACUAUCCAUCCAUCUUGCCCUUGGUUGGCCUCUCUUCCUUUUUCCUUUCAUUUUCCCCAGGCAAGGUAAAGGACCAUGGUUUAAAUCAGGAGUGAGAAAUGCAACUCAAUCCCAUCUGGACUGCUGUGCAACUCCCAUCUUCAGCUAAACCAACAAGUCCUAUUUAUUUUAACUAGUCUAUUCUGACUAGGACCAACAUUAGAUUUUGACUAUGUAACCUUUCAGAUGUCUUUGGACUGCAACUCCCAGCAGGCCUAGCCAGCAUACCAGUGAUACAGACAGCAAGGAGUUGCGGUUGAACAACAUCUACAGCACUCUGGUCUUCAGGUGUUUUUAAUUCCAGCUUCCAGAAUCUCUGAUCGUUGGUCAAAGCAGCUGAGACUUCUGGGAGUUGAAGUCCAAAACAUCACCUCCCCAUUACGAAAGAUGUCUUGUGUUUCUACAGGCAUUCAAGUUAUUUUGAUAUAUCUGUGUACACAAAUACACCAGCCUACACAAACUGCAGGUAUAUCUUUAUACUCUUAUCCUCUAUUUUUAUUGAGCCAUUUCCUCAUUCUUUGGGAUGUUUUCAGCUAGCUGACAGAUUAUUUUGUAUUCCUUUGUAGAAGUCAUCAAGUGUGGAAAAUAAUGAUUGUCAUUAGGGCUGUCGAGCCUGCCAUUCUUGUUCUGAAAUGAAGUGGUGAGUGACCUCUGCAGAAGUGCUGGUUUCCUAGAGAGAUCUAACACAUGCUUCUAGCUUCCCCCUGUAUAAACCUGAUAACAAACUACCACUUGUACAACCCAGUAAAGUGGCUAGAAAUGACUGGAAUACCCCUAGUGAGAGCUGCUACCUUGCAAUCAUGUACAAUGGUGAUUUUAUCCAAAAACAUCUUUAAAGGACAAGACUUGCAUUUAUUUGUCUUCCAUUUACAUUUCUUUCCACUGAGCAAGAAAAUGUUUUUCUAAAGCUUAGCUCCCGCCUUGCUGAAAUAGGCAGAAAGAAUUGAUAUCCUCCUUUCUUUCUUGUCUGUGGGAAGAGUGUUGCUAAGAGACUGAAUUCCUUAUACAUUUAAGAGAAAAUGGCUUAGAAACUCAGCAACAAAACAAGGGGAAAUGAUUUUACUUAAAGCUACUAUUCCCGCCCCCAUCCCUCCAGGAAGUAGAUACCUUGGUCAUGCUGUGCUGUAUUUCAGAGUGGAAAUUAAGGAUAAUUUGGAAGAACAGCCAAGGAAUUCAACUUGCCAAGGAAUCAAAAGCUUUGCUUUCAUGUUUCCAUGUCAAAUGAUAGAGUAUUCUUGAUAGCUCUUUUGUUGGAUCUACUGAUGGGAAGAUGCAGUCUAUUUGGCCUAAGGUGUGUCCACACCCUGUAUCAUGUUUUUGUGGUUAUAUCAGCCAGAGAGGAAAAACAAACAGUAUAUUGCAUAAUCCAAUGCUUGUCAAUUCAGCAGUGAGUCUGCUUCAGGAAACUGUAAAUAAUUUCAGCCUUAGGGGCAUCAUUACCCUUCAACUGCAAGCCACAUUUCAAAGAAAAGGCAGGUUUAUCUUGCAUUUAUACUUACUUAGGCGAUCCCUCAUAGCCCGAGGAUGAUGGUCCUCCAAGUGUAUUGUCUUGGUGAUGCCUGUCUAGGUCAUUCUGGAGACCUAUUCUUGACCCGCGUGUUCUCUCGCAGUGAGGACAGUGGUUUCCAGGUGGAAGGCAGUCCUGUUCAGGGUUGGCUUGACAUGCCUUCCUCUUGGCACAUUUCUUCCUUUCACCCUCCAUUCGUGCCUCUUCAAAUUCUGCAGCACUGCUGGUCACAGCUGAUCUCCAGUUAGAGCGCUCAAGGGCCAGGGCUUCCCAGUUCUCAGUGUCUAUGCCACAGUUUUUAAGUUGGUUUAAGCCCAUAUUUAAAUCUCUUUUCCUGUCCACCAACAUUAUGUUUCCCAUUCUUGAAUUGGGAGUAUAGCAACUGCUUUGGGAGAUGCUGAUUGGGCAUUCAGAAAAUGUGUCCAGUCCAGCGGAGUUGAUGGCUUCAGUGCUUGUGUUCUUUGCUUCUUCCAGCAUGCUGACAUUUGUCUACCUGCCUUCCCAAGAGAUUUGUAGGAUUUUUAGGAGGCAACCCUGAUGGAAUAGUCCCAGGAGCUGAGUGUAAUGUCUGUAGACAGUCCACAUUUCACAGGUGUAUAACAGGGUUGGGAGGACAAUAGCUUUAUAAACAAGCAAUUUGGUAUCCUUACAGAUGUCCCGAUCCUCAAACACUCUCUGCUUCAUUCGGAGAAAUGCUGCACUCGCAAAGCUCAGGCAGCGUUGAAUUUCAGUGUCAUUUUUGACUUCUGUGGAGAGGUGGUUGCCAAGGAAGCGGAAAUGGUCACCAUUUUCUAAUGUUGCAACAUUAAGCUGUAUUCCUGGCAUUGCAGGGGGAUUGGCUGGUGACUGCUGGAAGAGCACUUUCGUUUUCUCCAUGUUCAGUGAGAGGCCAAGCUUCUGCAAAGGUGUUUAGAGUGGCUUGUAGGUCUUCUGGAUGCGCACAGACUAUGUUAUCAUCAGCAUAUUGAAGUUCUAUAACAGAUGUUGUGACCUUGGCUUUGGCUUUCAGUCUGCUGAGGUUAAAUAGCUUGCUAUCUGUCAAUAAAUGAUUUCUACUCCAGUGGGAAGCUUCCCAUCAACAAAAUGAAGUAUCAUAGUGAUGAAGAUGGAAAAUAAGGUUGGGGCAAUAACACAUCCCUGCUUGACACCUGAUUCCACCUUAAAUGGGUCACUUUGGGAGCUAUUGCUGCCCUAGACUGUUGCCAUCAUGUCAUCAUGGAGGAGCCGCAGGAUGUUCACAAAUUUGUCAGGGCACUUGAUUUUUUGGAGGUUUUUUUGGAGUUUGUUCCACUGCAAUUCACUGUUUCGAAUGUCUUUGCAAGGUCAAUGAAUGCCAUGUACAGAGGUUGAUUUUGUUCCCUGCAUUUUUCUUGGAGCUGUCAUGCAGUGAAUAUCAUGUCCCCUAUUCCUCUGGAGGGGCAGAAGCCAUUCUGGGAUUCUGAGAGGGUGUCUUCAGAGACAGGUAGAAGGCAGUUUGUAAGGAUUCUUGCAAAGAUUUUCCUAGUGGAGGUUAGAAUCCGCACUUUGUACUUUCCCCUUUUUUGAAAAGGGUGAUGAUGGUGGCAUCCUUGAAGUCUGCUGGGAUUUUCUCGGUCACCCACACUUUUUCAAUGAGCUGGUGGAGUUGUUGUGUCAGCUCAGGUGAUCUUGAUAAUCAUCAUGGAUUGGAUUAGCCUGUGGUCUGUCCACCAGUCAUCAGCGCCUGUUAUGGCUCUUGUUAGAAGCAUGUUGUGGCAGUCUUUGACAUGUGUAAUUACAUCGUCUAUGAGAAGCCAAUGCUUUGACUGGGAGUGCUUCCAUGAUGUCUUGAACUUGUUUUUCUGGUGGAAGAACAUGUUGGUGAUUAUAAGGCUGUGUUAUGCACAUUUGGUGAGAAGCAGGAUUUCAUUCAAGUUGCUGUUUCCAACCCCGUCUUUUCCUAUGGUCCCUGGACACAGGUCAGAGUCCUGUCUGACUCUUGCAUUAAAAUCCCCCAGGGGGAUGAUUUUGUCCUGCUUGGGUAUCUCUGAUAGGAUGCUGUCCAUCUGACAGUAAAAUUUUCCUUGAUGUCUUCAUCAGCAUCUAGUGUUGGUGCAAAGGCACUUAUGAUGGUUGCCUGUUGGUUUUUGGCAAGGUUAAUUCGGAGGGUUGACAGUCAUUUGUUAAUGCCAAUGGGUGCUUUGGACAGGUGCUUCGCCAAGUCAUUUCUGAUAGCAAAGCCAGCUCCGUGUAUUCUUUGUUCUUCUUCAGGCAGUCCCUUCCAGAAGAAGGUGUAGCCUCCUUUUUCUUAUUUUAGCUGUCUCUCUCCUGCCCGCUAGGUUUGCUGAAGUGCUGCUAUGUCGAUGCUAAAGCGUCCCGGCUCCCUUGCAAUGAUAGCAGUCCUGCGUUCUGGGUGUUCACUGUCAAUGUUGUCCAACAGUGUCCGUAUGUUCCAUGUUCCAAAGUUCAUUUUUCUUUUUUGGCCACAGGGUGGUGACCCCUCUGGACGUGGCAGUCCAGUCAAGGAUAAGAGAGGCAGACUAUGUUUAGGGCACCUUUUCUAGCCCCUUCCCCAUGUGGGUUGAGCAGAGUGGAUCCUAAAAUGGCUGCUCAGUCAUGGAUACAGCUGCCAGACUAAACAACUGCCUCGGACCUUGAGGUAAAAUGAAUGAAUCCAUAUCCACUGUCCAUGUGCCAGUCUGUGACUAGGGGCUUUCAAAUUUCACAGUCCUGCCCCCGUCGUCACUCGCUGAUCGCCAUGGCACUUUUGUUCGUUUUUUUUUCUUGGAAGAUGCCUGUAUGAGAGUUUUUUUGAAUGUGUGGAGGUCGGUGCACAGCCGAUCAACACACAGUCUUCACAGAGUGGGGUCCCAAUCAGUGGCAUGAUUAAUACGAUGAUGGUGGAUUCCCAAUCUGUUGCAGCCUUCUCCUGCCUUCACAGACAUUGUAACAUGCCUCAUCCUAUCCUCUGCCUGAUUCGUUGUUGAGGUCUUCAAGUCUUCAGAUUAUUCUUGGUCUGGAACCUCCCUUGCGGCCCCUCCUGGGAGUACAUUACUUUGGUGGUUAUGCCUACAGGUUCACUGGAACACACAAGCUGCCUCACCAUGACAAGGUGACAAUCCAUUGAGAGGGAUCUUGCCUUUAUAUGCUCAAGAGUACGGAAUAUUCUAGCAACUUGCCUAACACCUUUUAAUGAAUGAAGUUUGGAACCACCCAUUAAAGAAGGUUCUUUGGGAAGUUUAAAAUCUGUUAAAAUAUGCAAUGCUUUAAAAUACAAGUGAAAUGUAUUAAAACCAUGUUUGAAGAAGCAAAAUAGGAUAAAACAGGGAUGAUACAGAAUAUACCAAGAAACUAAAAACUGGUAGCAUAAAGGAUAACGGUGUACAAUGGGGUUGGCAAACCAUAACCCCCCUGAACUGGAAUUCCCAAUAUUCCUCCUCACUGGCCAUGCUGGUUAGAGCUAAUGGGAGUUGCAGUUCAGUAAUGCCUGGAGGGUUGCACUUAGCACUUUGUAAAAGCACUAAAAGAAUUCUUAAAAUGCCUGGGAGAAUAAAAAGAUCACCUAUCUCAACUGGAUGAAAGCUUCAGAUGAUUUAUUCAUUAUGCUUUCCAUUCCUUCAGAGUCUCUUGAUGGGCUUCUACUAUUUCCAGAAUCACUGAAAAUUAUAUAACGGUAGCUAAAGUAACUGGCUUGAAAUCAAGAUGAAAUCCAGCCCAAACUACCCCAAACAAUACUAAUUCGUCCUCAGCCCUUAGAAGUGUCAAGUCACAAUGAAAAGUGACAGUGGAAGAUAAGGCUGGCCCUUGUUAGAUAUAACCUAGAAUCUGGCAGAAAUAUGUUGCUUGCAACAAGAUCUAAUGACAGCUACUCAUCUUUCAUAAUAACGAAGUUAAAUAUUUUCAGCUAUAGCAGCUUGGCUAUCAUUCAUUAGUUUUUAGGGCAACAAAAUAGAUUUUCUGCCUGUCACUCAUUACUGUACUUGGUGUGUUUUAAUCAUUCUGAACUAGUCUGGGUGGGUUUGACCAACCAUAUGAACCAUUUUGGGUAUGUUGUGCGCAGAUAGUAAAGAGCUGAGGGGUAGGAACAAGGAAAGAGACAUAGUUGCUUUCUGGAGUAACUUUGGGUGGGUGAUCAUAGUAAUAACAAAGUCUUUUGUGUGUAUAUGUACCUGGCAAAUUAGGGUGACCUCAUGAAUUUCAGAGGGAUUCCUUGGGCAAGCAUUGCUCUGAGGUGGUUUUGUGAGUUCCUUCCUCUGAAACAUACCGUAGUUACAACAUCUAGUAUUAAUUUGAGGUCUCCCAUCCAAGUACUAACUAGGGCUGAGCCUGUUUCCUUUCCAAGAUCAGACAUGAUCUAGAGCUGUUAGGGUUUGUUGUUGUGAGCUUUCAAGUUGUUUACAACUUGUGGCAAACCUAAAGCAAACCUAUCAUGGGGGUUUUCUGAUAAGAUUUGUUCUGAGAUGGUUUGUUUUUGCUUCCUGUAAGGCAAAGGGAAGGUGACUUGCCCAGGAUCACCCCUGUGGUUUUCCAUAGUCAAGUAGGGAUUCACACUAUAGAGUUGUUAUACCACACUGAAACCACUGCACCACUCUACCACUCUGGCUCUCUUUAUCACUUUAGGGUAAUUGCUAGCAAAUUAUUUCCAUAGAUUCCUGUUUUUGGGCCACUAUUUCCUUUCUAAUUCUUUUAGUAACCUUGUUUCUUGAACAGCUUCUCCAGUAUUCCCCACAUGCAUAUUUUUUCUUCCCUUCCCAAACAUAGCUGCCAUGUCAGCACUAUCCCAUUUCCUGAGUUUUCAAAACUAACCUGAAAACAAGGAAUGAAGUCUUGUAAUGUCAUGAGAUGGGCCGUCUGAAAUCAAAAGUAGUAGGACUUUGUGAUGUCACAGAGGCAGGUAAGACAGAGGGUUGCAGUUAGGCCAGAAGGCUUCUGGGUCAAGUGAUUAUGGAAAAAACCCUGGAGGGUUAUUGAUCCUGAAUUUGGGUAGAAUUGAGUUAACCUGGUAAUAUGGUAACCCCAACCCAAGCCAUGCAGAAUAUUUUUUCCAAAAUGACUAAAGGAUGAAAUGUUCCCAGUAGCUGCAAUAAUCACUGCCAUUCAGUUGUGAAAUUCUCAUUGCUGGCUUUCAAAAAGUAGUCCCCACACCACAGGCUGAAGGGUAUAUACGAUAAGAAAAGGGCACUUAAUGCCCUGUUUUAUUCCAAAUGGGGCAAAGGGUCCAAGUACAACCCUCUCCCCAUUUCACUUCACAAUGCCCCUGAGCUCGCUCCUACUAUUUUCAUUCCAGCAAUGUUAAACAAGUGCAACAUACACAAACUUUGGAGUCAACUAGAAAGUCCUGUCACCAGUUGAAAAACACUAGAGGUGCAUGCUCAGGCUUAAAGCCACUUCACAUGUGAAAAGCAAACUUCUUUCUCUAGUUUUGCUCACCCUAAGAUUUAUCUCGGAGCCUCCAAUGGCGCAGUGUGUUAAAGCGCUGAGCUGCUGAACUUGCAGACCAAAAGAUCUCAGGUUCAAACGCAGGGAGGGGAGUGAUCGCCUGCUGUUAGCUCCAGCUUCUGCCAACCUAGCAGUUCGAAAACAUGCCAAUGUGAGUAGAUCAAUAGGUACCGCUCAGGUGGGAAGGUAACGGCGUUCCAUGCAGUCAUGCCAGCCACAUGACCUUGGAGGUGUCUACGGACAACGCCGGCUCUUCGGCUUAGAAAUGGAGAUGAGCACCAACCCCCAGAGUCGGACACGACUGGAUUUAAUGUCAGGGGAAGCCUUUACCUUUACCUUAAGAUUUAUCUCUCUACUUCCAGAGCUUACGAAGUACAGUAGAGUCUCACUUAUCCAACAUAAAUGGGCUGGCAGAAUGUUGGAUAAGCGAAUAUGUUGGAUAAUAAGGAGGGAUUAAGGAUAAGCCUAUUAAACAUCAAAUUAAGUUAUGAUUUCACAAAUUAAGGACCAAAACAUCAUGUUAGACAACAAAUUUGGAAGAAAAAGUAGUUCAAUACGCAGUAAUUCUAUGUAGAAAUUACUGGAUUUAUGAAUUUAGCACCAAAAUAUCACAAUAUAUUGAAAGCAUUGACUACAAAAAUGCGUUGGAUAAUCCAGAACGUUGGAUAAGCGAGUGUUGGAUAAGUGAGACUCUACUGUACAACAAUUCUCUAUAGACUUCAUCAGAUGGGUGGCUUUCGCCUUCUCUGUGUGUUGCCAACAUGCUGCUAGAACAGAGUCCGCCGGCACCCAUCAAAUUAUGCAGGGCUACUUCCAGCAGGGCUCUGUGCUGGCAAUGUGUUGGCAGCAUGCAGAGAUGGAGCCUAAGCAGUCAGGUGACUAUUUGACUCCUCAUAGAAGAAGCCAAGGACAGCAUGAAGGAAGCAAGGGACAGCAUGGAAACAUCAUGGGAUGGAAGCCCAUGACCCAUGACAGUAAGAGAAAAUACUGCCAAUGAUUUUUGUCACUGCCCCCUGGCUUCUGGACCUCCAUGUGAUGAGGUCCAAUGAUUUCAGCUGAUUCUUUCAAGCUGCCAACCCUCUUCAUGUAUAGCAUUUGCUAACAGCAGAUCUUUGGAAAAAUACUUACUUUGGGGUUUUGUGAUCUUUAAAAAUAAUUAUCCCAGGUAUUGGGCAAUAACAAAUGCACCCUAUGAAUUCUAACCGCUGUGUAGUUUUAAAAACAAUCUUUGGUAAGCCUUUUCCUGCUAUUGUUCCUUGCAUUCUCUUUCAGUUUCUUCAAGCACUAUUCUUCAGCUAGCCUUACACAAAGCCUACAUUGUAAAGCCUACAUCAGGGGUCUUCAAACUUUUCAAGCAGAGGGCCAAUGCACAGUCCCUCAGACUGUUGGGAGCUGGAUUAUCAUUUGAAAAAAAAACAUGAAUGAAUUCCUAUGCACACUGCACAUAUCUUAUUUGAAGUACAAAAAAUGAAAGAACAAUAAUUUAAAAUUAAAAACAAUUUUAACCAACAUAAACUUACCAGUAUUUCAAUGGGAAGUGUGGGCCUGCUCUUGGCUGAUGAGAUAGUCAAGUUAAUUAGGAUCAUUGUUGUUGUGCACAUUCAAAUUGUUCCAGAUUUAGGGCGACUCUAAAUCUAAAGUUUAAGGCCUUGGUAAAUGACCUUGGUGGGCCACAUCUGGCCCAUAGGCCUUGGUUUGGGGACCCCUGGCCUACAUCUUCCACCAGCAUACUCACUUUUGAGUUUUCUGUUUCUACUGUCCUGAAACACCUUUCCUUAGACCAGUGGUUCUCAACCUGUGGGUCCUCAUGUGUUUUGGCAUACAACUCUCAGAAAUCCCAGCCAGUUUACCAGUUGUUAGGAUUUCUGGGAGUUGAAGGCCAAAGCAUCUGGGGACACACAGGUUGAGACCCACUGCCUUAGAUUACCCCCGGUCAGAUCUUAAUGCAGAUGUCACUGGGUUUUGGCUUCCAUGAUGACUUACAUUGGCUAAACUGAGUAGAACUGGUGGAAACUGAAACCUGAGGCUCCUUCUACAUUGCCACAUAAUCCAGAUGAUCAAAGCACAUAAUCCAUGGUUGAUCCCUGCUACCACAUUGACUUUCUAACUACUCACAGAAUUCUCAUCAAAACAAGUGCAAUGCAAAGGUAGGUGUCUCUUCAACCCAGCUAAGUGCCAAAAGUACAUGACUCGUAUUUUAAGAACAGUUUGCUCUCAUUUAGUACAUACAGAAGGUCUUGGAGAGAAACAAAGCAGUAACAUUUUUAUUCUUUGUACACACACUGUUUACUGUUGAAGUUCUUCAUGCACAGAGUUCAUGGCUUACUUUCAUUCUGUCAUAGCAACAGAUGUUUGACGUAAGUGAAUAUCUCCCGGUGUGUUACAUAAAAGAAAUGCAUUGGCAGUCCUGAAUCAACAUAGUUCAGUUAGGUCCUAUUGUCUCCAGCCUAUUUUUAAGUAAAAUAUAACUGGCUUUUAUACUGAGUGGGUUACAAAAAUAAAGAAAGAUCAAGGUAAUUUUAUUGUCCAAUAAGGACAAAUGUAAAAACUCAGUGGUACUAACAUGAUCUGGAAAGGAAUAUUUUAGAUAGUGAAUAGUUCAAAAACUUUUGUAUCUGAUAUUAUAUAUUUUGUUUUAAAGCACACAUAUUACACCACAGCAGAAAUGUAUUGAAAAGCUACAUAUAAGAAAAGAAUAGUUUAAGGUAUAUGUUGUUUAAGUAUUGGAGCGAGACAGAAGAAAUUCAGUAAAUAGAUAAAACAAUACUGUCUUCAAGUCAAUGAGUCAAAAGAGGGAGCAACUUAUCAUUCAUGCAAUUUCUGAUCCCAAUUAUCCAACCAAAACAGAGCUCCCUUGUUAUAAUUAUGCAAUUAAGAUGAUUUAUGAACAUCACCAUCUGGCUUGUCUAUAACAUCAAUAUCUCUGGGCUGUUCCAAAAAUAAAUUCCCGCCCUCAAGAGUACACCGUGUUAUCCUUGCAGAAAAUCAUCAAUAUAAAUAGGAAGUGACAAUGGCUUAAUUCCAAACCACUUCUAAAUCUUCUGGGCAGCCCUUACAUUAAUUACCCUAUAAAUUUUUUUGAUAUUUUUUCUCACAUCUCAUGACUUAUUACAAACUAAAUUUGAAAAACUGCUCAGUUUGUCCUGUUGAUGACUGCUAUGCUAAGAAAAUUUAGAUAGUAGGCCAAAGCCAUUGAGAGUUAAUGUCUCGAUGUAGAAUGUUUUAGUAGGAAGUGCAAAAUUAUGGUGUGCCAUGUUAAUAUUGUAAGCUGCCAUGAUCCCUUACAGAAAAAAAGGUUGGAUAGAAAUAAAGUUCAUAAUAAUAAUAAUAAUAAUAAUAAUAAUAAUAAUAAUAAUAAUAAUAUCAUCUUUUGUGGGUCAUGAGUCAAACUAUAACCAAUCAACGAAUGUCAAGACAAUGAACCUAUGAGAUAGUAACAUGCUGUUAGUUAGAAGGCUUUAAAAAGAUUUGUAAACAGGUAGAUAGUGGUGCGUGUUUUGUGAAAGCACCCUUUUCUGCACAGAUUGUGAAUAAAAACUUCAGUUUUUGUCCUCCAACCCUGAAUCCUUAUUGGCAUUGGGCAUGUAUUCACUAUAUUUUUGUGAAGCUGCACCAUACUGUGCUACUGGUUACAUACAGAAAUGGUGUGGGUUUCUCUACAUAUCACUUUAUGAGAUGUAACCAGUUUGCCAGUGUGAGUGGGCAACCCCACUGAAAUGGGUGCAGUCUUAAUCAUGAUAAAGCCAGUUUUAUUUGUCGGGAAUAGCAAUUCUCAAGCUUUGGUCCUCCAGUUGUUUUAGACUUUAGCUUCAAGAAAUCUUACCAGCUGUUUGGAAUUAUGGGAACUGGUCUAAAACACCUGGAGGACCAAAGGUUGGAAACUACUGUACUAGGAAAGAAAACAUGGAAGAUUACUAUAAUAUAUGACAACUGCAGUGAGAAUCAUCUAUGAGCAGAGUUGGAAGAAAUGUUAUUUCAACGCAAAAAUAAUGGUGAACAAAUAUCUGCAAGCCAUCUAAGGUGGACAAACUGACUAUGCUGAUCAAGGAAAAAUCAUGGUCAAGACUCACAAAAGACUGGGACUUGUUUAUUACUUUUUUACCACAAAGAUGGGGACAAGUGUCAAUUAUAGGAUUUAUGAAUGUCAUUAAAAGUAGAAGUGUGAUUAUAUACCAUAUUUCUUUGAUUUUAAGAUGUCAUUGAUUGUAAACCACAUACUGAUUUCUGUAUCACCAACAGAAAUGUGUGUGUAUGUGUGUGCUAUAUAUGUAUGUAUGUAUAUCCCCUAUGGUUGUAAGACACACCCCAUUUUAGAGAUGUUUACAUGGGAGGAAAAGUGUAUCUUAGAAUUGAAGAAAUACAGUAGUACUACCUAAAGGGAAUAUAAUAAUAAUGGAUAAAAAUUAACAGACAAUUGCCUCUGUUCUGUGUUUGUAGGUUAGUAUGUUACAGAUUAAUGUGUUAGGUUGGAGUGUUUACUUUUGAUUUAAUUUUGUAGUAUAUUGUAGUGGUUAGUUAGAUAAUUGCUAAGUUUUAGUGAUAUACAGUACAUUAUAAAAAUCUGCCUUUUGGUUAUUUUUGUUAUUUUAUUAUGUUUUGUUUAUUUUUAAAUAAAAAUCAGUAAAAAUGAAAUGGCUGUAAUCUGAAUGUAACAAUGGGUACCUCCCAGGACACAAAGCUCUCUCUCUCUUUUCACUUCCUAAAACUUGCCCAGAGCUGUAUUCCCCUCACUGCUAAAAGCUCAUUAAUGAAAGCAACUUAAAAAACAACACUGUAGUUUAAAACAGAGCAUGCAUGGAGUGCACACUCUGUUUUUAAAAAGAAUCUUGCUGCUGGGAACUUUCUGGGAAUACAAUUUUCCUUUGAAACAAUGUAUGUAUGUGCUCUCCAGAUGCCUUGUUCUGGAGCAUAAGUGUGUGGGUAUUUUUAGCCACCACCAUGCCAUUGAAACCAGCAGUUGUGUGGGUAGCUGGGAGCACAAAACAUGAGGGGCCACAUCUUGCUCUUCCUUAAGCUAAGUCAUCCAAGGCAGGGAAGAAAAGCACAAGCUAAAUACAGUAAAUCGCCCUUGAAGUAAAUAUUUGGGAUUAGAUGAACAUUAUUGAAUUGCAGGAAACUCUUAAAGCUCUUCUAAACAAGUUAAAUGUCAUGGGAAAUGACAAAUGAAGGGAACCCCGACCUUGAAUGAAAGGGGCCUUGUUCCCAUGACAGAAGAAACAGGGUCGCUUCAAAAAUGGGGUGCAAUUCACUUUCUUUCUCCCCUCCCAUGUCAUAGAACAAUGGCUAUGAGAGCAAGGAGUCUGAGUUGAUGGAUGAGGAAGUAAGUGGGAAGGAAUCUUCCUUUAACUGAAUUAGAAAGCAACUUAAUAUUUUAUUUCUAGUUUUAUUUAUGAAAAUAAAUAAAAAUGUAAAGUGGUAUUAUGGACAGGAAACACACCUGGAGAAAUGGAAAGAAAGAAAAAGGAUUGAGCACAUUCAGUUACCCCGUGGCACGCAUGUCCACCAAUGACCUCAAAAUGCUUCAUUUAAUAUUUGGGCAAGAGGAGACAAAAAGCAUCAGGGAGUAACAUCAGAUGGUGCCCAAACCUGCGCAAAUUGCCUCACAUUGUGUGCUUUUGGGGUUUCAUGAAGAAAGAGCUUAAGAAUCUUUUGAAUAUUCUAGGCUUGUCAAGAAAUCUCAUGGAUAUUAUACAACACAAGUAAGCAGCAUAAAGGAUACAUGAAAUAUUUAUAGUGCUAUAUUCCACUUCAACUAUCAUGGCAUCAUCCUAGUGUAGUUUAGUGUAGUUUAGCUUUUUGGCUAAGAAUUUUAAAUGCUUCUCUUUUAAAUGCAGACCCCGGAAUUGCACAAGAUGUUGCCAUAGCAAUUAAAGUGGAACUAUAGCAUCAUAAGUGCUGGUUGCAACUUCAGUACCUUGGAACUGUGAACACAUUUGAAAACUGGACUGCUCUUGGACUUGUGGACUCAGCCUGCUUAGAUUUCUGGUAUUCUCAGCAAUCAAUUUGUAAAGGUAGAAAAUGGAAAAAGAUAACAUCACAUCAGUGGAGGUCUUCUACUUGACCGUGUUGUCUGACCUCCCAGAAGUGCAAUUUUUCCUCUUUGUGAUGAUUCUGCUGAUCUACUUGAUUUCCCUGGCAGGGAAUGAGGCUAUCCUCCUGGCAAUAGUGGCAGAUGAUCACCUCCAUACCCCCAUGUACUUCUUCCUCAGCAAUUUGUCUUUGCUGGAUAUUCUUGGCCCGACUAUCACUGCGCCAAAGAUGCUGCAAAUUUUGUAGGACACUUUAAUCCAUUGGAACUUUGGCUAACCACUUGCAUUUUAUGGCUGUUCAUUUUAAAUGAACACUGGUGUUCGCCAUUUUAAAGCCAUGUUAAUGUAACUAUAUCUUUAUUGCUUUUAGGAUAUAUGUUGUAAUGUUUUACACAUGUUUUAGUUUACAAUGUCUUAUUGGAUUGUUUUUUAUUAUUAUUUUCAUCUCAAUGCUUAAUUUUUGUUGAAAAUUGACUCUUGUUACUGUGCAUUAUCUUGUACUAUUUUGAUGUGUUUGUACUCAUUUCAGGUAUUGAAUGUUUGCCUCUUUGUUUUGUGUCCAUAAACCACCCUGAGUCCCUUUGGGGAGAGAUCUAGAAAUAAAGUGUUGUUGUUGUUGUUGUUGUUGGUAUUGUUGUUGUUGCAUAGCGUGAACUGCUGCAGUGAGACUGGGCAUAGUUAGGAAAAUAAGGAAAAAUAAUUGUAGAAUGAUACAAUGCCUCCAAACCUCCCACCCUUGGAUUCUGUAUUUUGCUUGUGUUACAACUUGGAAUUAAAAUAGAUUCAAGUAACAUUGUUACCACUUGAUAAACACAAAAUAAUCAACACUGUGAAGGUGCAAAAUAUUUGUAUUGUGGCAAAGAUGUUAACUAAAAUAAAAAUCAUGAUCUGGA